Molecule: messenger RNA, 2260 nt
Organism: Micropterus salmoides (largemouth bass)
Lineage: Eukaryota; Metazoa; Chordata; Actinopteri; Centrarchiformes; Centrarchidae
Gene: cfap418
Product: chromosome unknown C8orf37 homolog
Exons: 6
Coding region: 56-688 (210 amino acids)
Cellular component (GO): cytosol
Source: RefSeq, a predicted model, not a curated record
AGUUAGCCGAGGAGCUUUCGGUUAGCCCCGAAGCUAGCAGGCCACAUACACAAACAUGGACGAUGAAGAUCUGGACGAGCUGCUCGAUGAAGUUGAAAAGAAGUUUUGCAGCAACGUUUCUGUCGCGUCUUCAGCUCGCGUGGACUCGAGCGAUGCUGGGAAACGCGGGAAAGACAACGAAGGACAGAGAAAACACCGCGCCACAAAACCCAAACAGCCGAUAAGCAGCGUCUCUGAGGAUAUUGACGCCCUUCUGGAGGAGUUACUGGAGGAAGACUACAGUGAUUCACCUCAAGUAAAGACUGAACAGUUUCCUAAAGGGACACAAGACAAGAAGAAACUGUCGUCUCAGUCUGGAGGGAGAAAGUGCUAUCCUGUUUUCGUUGGCGGGAGCUCUGUCACAAAUGGUGUGGGAACAGCCACAUCCAAGAGGUCAUGUGACCAGUUGCGUUGUAUAUCCUGUGACUUCCGGGUGCUGAUGUUUGAUGACUGUGAGUGGGACUCGUCCUGUGAUUACCUGUUUCUCAGGAACAACAUGCCGGACUGCCAGAAGCUCAGAGACAAGCUGAAGAAGAGGAGAGGUUUCCGGGCGUACGCCUGCCAGUGCAGCUGGUUCUCCACGUUGGAGUCGACGGACCUCCGGGACCAGCCUGAACUCCGAUGGGUCUGUGGCAAACACCAGGGCUGAUAUUCAUGCCUCACUGCUGCAAGAUGGCAAAACUGCCUUUUGCUGCUUAUCUUUUCUCUCUGUCUGUUCAUCUGUUAGGCUGAGUUCUGUCCUUUAGUCCAUCCAUCUGUUCAGCAGACUUUCAGAAACAUUAGAAAAACACCAAAUCCAUUUUCAGACAGAAAAAUCUGCAAUGAAAAGGACCUUCAAGUAGGAGACUUUGGCCAAAUAUAUUUAUAAGGAACAGUUGACAGCUACCAAUAACAUUGGCGAUACAGAACAGGUUGUACUAUAUGAUGAGUAUGUAUUAUUUAAAUUAAAUUACAGGCAAAUAUGCAUUGUUGCCUUUUAGAUGAUGGUUCACCAUCCACAGUAUGUUUGUCAGUGGGUGCUGACAUUGUCGUGUGACCUCAGACAGUUACCUCUUCCUGAAGAUGAAUGUACACAGAGUUCACAAGCAGGAACUCACUUUGGGUGGCGUUGAGUUGUACUUUUUCUAGUUGGAGGUCAUAAAAGGUUUGAGUUCCGAGUUCUCUUGAACGCAGCAUCACUUAGCUGCUAGGAUUGCUAAAUUAGCAGCAAGGCUAACUGAGCUAAUUGCAGUUAGCAGCAGUUAUGGCCUGAUAUAUACAUGAGAGUGAAUUAUAGAGGGGGAGAGUCUCAUCUCUUACACAUUGUACCUUUUUUGUAAAUGGUUAAUCUGAACCACUAGAAAGCAGAUAAGUUUAGAGUUUUACUGUAAAAGUAUGGAACAUCUGCAGUGACACAAGAGCGCCCUUCUGAUAUCAUAUCUAUAUAUUCUGACUGACAAAGAAAUCUGAGAGAAUCCUGUUUGCAGCUCUGUAGCAUAACUUGUUUUUUUUAGGUUGUUUUUUUAGGUUGCUUAUUGAAUCUCCUCACUUGUGAUUUCUCUUUUGUAUCACUGGAAUCAUUUUCUGAGCUGUGGUUACUAUAAACUGCAGCGGUCAUUGUUUUCUUGCUCCAGUUAACACAACUUUGAGUUGAAUCUGUUGUUGCAUCUGUUUUAAUCAAUCCGCUCCUAAAAAGGAGCACAGGUCUCUCCUCCUUCUGGUGAAACACCACAGGACCUUUAUUUUGGAAAAAAUAUGUACGUAAGUCAACUGCAAGAUACAACACCUUUGUUGAUCCUGUUUGAAUUGUGCCCUGAAUUACACACAAUGUUUUUCAAUUUAAAUGAUAAUUUUGCAGAGAAAGACAGUUUGUCAUAAAAAACAGUAAAGUUACAUUUAGAUUUAUGUGAAAUCACUCAAUGAACAUCAUCUCUCAACUCGCAGAACAUACUACAUCACCAACAUGUUUGUUGUAAAAGUAUAAGUCUGUGAAAACACGUAAUUACAAAGAACACAAACCCAGAAGUCGCUCGUGUAUGUAACGUCUUAACUCUUUCCAUGACUGAAGAUAACGUCAAAGCGCUUCCAUGUGUAGAUGAUGUGAUGAAACAACCAGCAGUCUUUGGGUGAUGGCAGAACAAAAAUGUGCUUGAAAGUUUUCGUAGUAGCUGGCGAGGCCAGCCGCCCGCUCACAGAGCCCUCUGCUCCCGCCGUCACACAGACCGCUGCAGCAACAACGGCA